AUGGCACCCCAAAAAGACUACUACGCCGACCUUGGGAUGCCGCGUGAUGCGGACAUUGAAACAAUCAAGAAGCAGUAUCGAAAGUUGGCGUUAAAAUACCAUCCCGAUAGGAAUAGCGGCAACGAAGACGAAGCUAUUGCCAAGUUUCAGAUCAUCCAGGAGGCUCACGAGGUCCUGUCGGACCCAGCUUCAAAGGCGAAUUAUGACGCCACUCUGGGGAAAAGCCGAUAUACUGGAGCCUCAGGUGUGAGGGGGAACCCUUGGGCCGACGUAGGCCAACAGUUUCCUACGCCUCCGAGACGGACAACAGCUGCGAGAAACGCAACUUCAGGGGCACAACGAUGGCAGUCAAGAUUCUCGAGCGGAGUGCCACCGACGGCAAAACAAACCUUUGGAUCUGACCCAAAUGCGAAGAAGAAUGCUGCCAAGGCAUUUGAGAACAUGCGCAAGAAUGCACGGGCUGAACCGCGUUCGUCCGAGCCGCCUCCGCCGCCCCCACGACAACCACCACGAACAGAAUCGGCGAGACAACGACAAGAAGCUUCUUUCGGAUCCAGAAAGGCCGGCUACUAUCCUCGAUCGACUGUGCCUGGGGACGAACCGCCCGUGUCAAACGCGAAUUACACCAAUUCUGAACGACGAAAUGUCCCGCAACCCCCGCCUCGAAAGCCGGUGCCGAACCCGAUGCCCGACCCGUUGAGUCAGUUUAGGGAGAAGGCCACCUCGUCUACAAUUCGUCACGAUGACGAGCAGCGCAGUUCCGGUAUUCCAAGACGACCGAAUCAAGAAAAGCCUGAUGCAAGUCCUCCAGCACCGGCGGAUGGAGAUCAACAUGUUCAAAAUGCGGCCGAGGGCACGGGAACGUAUACCGAUACGUCCUUUAAGUCACGGACUGACGCCACAUUCGACUCGAGCGGUCCAAAUCAGGCUGCAAACUCAUUUACGGAGAAAGACUCAACGAGCAACAAGGAUGAACCAUUACUGUAUGAAACUCCUCGUAGCCGCCAUCGUCGUAACGUGUCAGUUUUUUCCACGUAUUCAGCCUCUACAAAGCCUGGAAUUGCUUGGACAUCUCCAACAGCGGGUCUUGAUAGUUCAGGAACCGUGCAUGAAAACAGGUCUCCGAGUGGGAAUAAAGGUGACAGUGUCGCACUUUUGUCGUUUGAGCGACAGCAGACCAAUAUCUUGAACAAGCUUAUCAACAAUAAGGAAGGAUCUCCAAGGCCCCUAGAAGAGGAAAAUCGCAUUUUGGCGAUGAAAAACUCCAAAGAGAUGACGAGACAUGCACAAGCAGCUAACCAAGCUCAAUCACAUAGCUUCAGCUUCCCCACGAACAGUGCCAAUUUUGCGGAGACUCCACACACGACUGGCGGACGCGGCUUCUCAAAGAGCAGUCUGGAUGACAUAGACACCAGCUUUGUCAAGGACGACAACUUGAACAAUUAUCAGUUCAAUGCCGGCACGGCCGAGGGGGACGCCAAUGUUAAGAAUGGUUUUAAUCCUAAUGGAUGGAGCGACAAGUUCAAUGCUCAGACGUUUGUUCCACAACCACAACCUGGUCCAUCUGCUUCGCCAACACGAGCCAGCCGCACCAACUCUAGAAAAACAAAGAUCAGACCCACUGUAGGAACAGCAGCGACAGUUGAGGAGGGCAGCAGCGACGAAGAGACUUAUGAAUGGCGCGGAAGAAAUGCGCAGACCCAAGGGCAGGCGGCUCCGGCGACUGACAGCCCGCAGGCUAUGGAUAUCGAUUCACCAACGUCCUCUGGCGCAACGGCAACUCAAACGGCACGAAACAUUCCAGUCGAGCCAUCCCGACCAGAAUGGCGCGCCGGGAAGGUGGAUGACGGCGCGGCCAACCAUGAACAGCCACAACGACCGGCAAAAGUCUCUUUGGAUGCAAAUGCUGCGGGUUCGGAAGAUAGUGAAGAGUUUAGGGCGAGUUUUGCAGACUUUAAGAACGUGCCACCCUUUUCUCAGUCGAAGGAAGGCCUUGAGUCUUUGAAUGGAAUGAAGGAUAGUCUGCCUUUCGAGAGCAAAGCAUCUGACGUUCCACCAGUCAAGGUACCAAAGUCUGUGUCCUUGGUGUUUCCUUCAGCCCCUCUGGCACCCCGUCUACCUCCUAUCAUUGCUAUUGAGGGGAUGAAACCCAACGCUGCGUCCUGGAUAAAAUAUGUUGCCGAUUUUGAAAGUUACUUGCGAGAAUGGGACAGGUUUAACGGGCUGGUUGUUGAUCAUUUUGCCACAAGGAAGUCGCAUAUUGACAAUACGAGAGCAAGCAAAGGGUACGGUUUUUUGGCAGCCCGGGGAGAUGGCGAUUUGCAGGAAUAUCAUAGCUGGGUUCAGCAGGAUAACGAUGUUCGACGACAGUGGAACAAUGCAUGUGAGGAGCACGAGUCACGGAUGCGAGAAUUCAUGGCGUUUAGACAGAGGAUGAAGGACAGCCGCGUUUGA
This is a messenger RNA of Metarhizium album ARSEF 1941, 2454 nucleotides long. Its product is annotated as DnaJ domain protein. Bases 1 to 2454 code for a protein of 817 amino acids. The transcript has 5 exons. Gene Ontology annotation, cellular component: cytoplasm. NCBI's taxonomy places the organism in Eukaryota, Fungi, Ascomycota, Sordariomycetes, Hypocreales, Clavicipitaceae. The record is from RefSeq and is a predicted model, not a curated record.